AUGUUACUGACCCUUUCAUCAGGCACAGGGACAGUGGUGGGGUCGAUCCUGAUCGAUGGAGUUCUCUCUCUAAAUCAGGAGAUCUGCCUGAAUAUGUGGUCGGUGUGGUGUGCUGGGGAGGAGAAGCGGGUGGGGACACGCACCGUGGUGGUCGGGCACCGGCCCGUGUCGGACACCGAGGCGUGCGUGGCACAGAAGUUCUGCGACAACAGGAUCGUCUCCUCCAAGUACACCCUCUGGAAUUUCCUCCCCAAGAACCUUUUUGAGCAGUUUAGAAGAAUUGCCAACUUCUACUUCCUCAUCAUCUUCCUCGUACAGGUGAUAGUGGACACCCCAACCAGCCCCGUGACCAGUGGCCUCCCGCUCUUCUUUGUCAUCACUGUCACAGCUAUCAAACAGGGCUACGAGGACUGGUUGAGGCACAGAGCUGACAACGAAGUGAACAAAAGCAACGUCUUUGUUGUGGAAAAUGCAAAGCAAGUGCGGAAAGAGAGUGAAAAAAUCAAGGUUGGAGACAUAGUAGAAGUGAAAGCAGAUGAGACCUUCCCCUGUGACUUGAUAUUUUUGGCCUCCAGCAGCACUGAUGGGACCUGUUAUGUGACUACAGCGAGCCUUGAUGGCGAGUCCAAUUUCAAGACUCACUACGCGGUGCGCGACACCACCGUGCUCUGCACUGACGAAGCCAUCGACACCCUCACCGCCACAAUCGAGUGUGAGCAGCCACAGCCUGACCUCUACAAAUUUGUUGGAAGAAUUAUCAUCUACAGAAGUAACCAAGAGCCUGUAGCCAGGUCUUUGGGUCCUGAAAACCUGUUGUUGAAAGGUGCUACCCUCAAAAACACCAAGAAGAUUUAUGGAGUUGCAGUCUAUACUGGAAUGGAAACAAAAAUGGCUCUCAACUACCAAGGGAAAUCUCAGAAACGGUCUGCAGUAGAAAAAUCUAUCAACGCUUUCUUGAUAGUGUAUUUGUGCAUCUUGUUGGGCAAGGCCACUGUGUGCACGACUCUGAAAUACGUCUGGCAGAGUAAUCCAUUUAAUGAUGAGCCUUGGUACAAUGAAAAGACCAAAAAAGAGAGAGAGACCUUCAAGGUCUUGCGGAUGUUCACGGACUUCCUGUCGUUUAUGGUCCUCUUCAAUUUCAUUAUCCCUGUCUCCAUGUACGUUACAGUGGAGAUGCAGAAGUUCUUGGGCUCCUUCUUCAUCUCCUGGGACAAGGAGAUGUACGAUGAGGAAAUACAAGAGGGAGCGUUGGUGAACACCUCGGACCUGAACGAGGAGCUCGGGCAGGUGGAGUACGUGUUCACAGACAAAACAGGGACACUGACAGAGAACAGCAUGGAGUUCAUCGAGUGCUGCAUCGACGGGCACAAGUACAAAGACUGCCUUUCAGAGGUGGAUGGCUUCUCCCAGACCGAUGGACCCCUCAAAUACUACGGCAAGGCUGAGAAGAGCCGAGAGGAGCUGUUCCUGAGAGCCCUCUGCCUGUGCCACACGGUUCAGAUCAAGGAGGCAGACCAGGUGGAUGGGCUGAUGGCACACCCAGAGCGCAAAUACACCUAUAUCUCCUCUUCCCCAGAUGAAAUCGCUUUGGUGAAAGGUGCAGAAAAGUAUGGUUUCACUUUUCUAGGACUUGAAAACAAUUUCAUGAAAAUACGAAACCAAAAGAAUGAAACUGAGAUGUACCAACUCCUCCAUGUGCUGAACUUCGACCCCGUGCGGCGCCGUAUGAGUGUCAUUGUGAGAACCAGCACAGGAAAGUUGCUUCUCUUCUGUAAAGGAGCAGACUCCUCUAUUUUUCCAAGGGUGCAGCAAGAAGAAAUCCAACAAACAAAAGUCCACGUGGACCGCAAUGCUAUGGAUGGCUACAGAACACUCUGUGUGGCCUUCAAAGAGCUGACUGAGAAGGAGUAUGACAGAAUUGACAGACAGCUCAGUGAAGCCAAGAUGGCUCUGCAGGACAGGGAGGAGAAGAUGGCCAAGGUUUUUGACGACACAGAAGCCGACAUGCACCUGAUUGGGGCUACUGCUGUAGAAGACAGGCUGCAGGAGCAGCUGGCAGAGACCAUCGAAGCCCUGCACGCAGCUGGCAUGAAGGUUUGGGUGCUGACAGGAGACAAGAUGGAAACUGCCAAAUCCACCUGCUACGCCUGCAGGCUCUUCCAGACCAGCACCGAGCUGCUGGAGCUGACGGCGAGGACGGUGGGCGAGAGCGAGAGGAAGGAGGAUCGGCUCCAUGAGCUGCUGCUGGAGUACCACAAAAAGCUGAUUCAGGAUGUUCCCAAAAACCGGGGAGGCCUGAAGAGAAGCUGGACGUUGAGUCAAGAAUAUGGACUGAUUAUAGAUGGCUCGACGCUGUCGCUGAUACUCAACCCCUCUCAGGACUCUGGCUCUAGCAAUUACAAGAGCAUAUUCCUGCAGAUCUGCCUGAAGUGCACUGCAGUCCUCUGCUGCCGGAUGGCCCCGCUGCAGAAAGCACAGAUUGUGCGAAUGGUGAAGAACACAAAAGGAAGCCCAAUAACCCUGUCCAUAGGGGAUGGUGCAAAUGAUGUCAGUAUGAUUUUGGAAGCACAUGUUGGAAUAGGGAUAAAAGGCAAAGAAGGACGUCAGGCCUCCAGAAACAGCGACUAUGCUGUGCCAAAGUUUAAACAUUUAAGAAAACUGCUACUAGCACAUGGGCAUUUAUAUUAUGUGAGAAUAGCACACCUUGUACAGUAUUUCUUCUAUAAGAACCUUUGCUUCAUUUUACCGCAGUUUUUAUACCAGUUCUUUUGUGGAUUCUCACAGCAGCCACUGUAUGAUGCUGCUUAUCUGACCAUGUACAACAUCUGCUUCACAUCGCUGCCUAUCCUGGCUUACAGCCUCCUGGAGCAGCACAUCAGCAUCGACACGCUGACCUCGGACCCUCAGCUCUACAUGAAGGUGUCGGAUAAUGCCAUGCUGCAGUGGAGGCCAUUCCUGUACUGGACCUUUCUGGGCGCCUUUGAAGGACUUGUGUUUUUCUUCGGGGUUUAUUUCCUUUUUCAAAACUCAUCGUUGGAAGAUAACGGAAAGGUGUUUGGGAACUGGACCUUUGGGACAAUUGUUUUCACCGUGCUGGUGUUCACCGUCACUCUCAAGCUAGCGUUAGAUACCCGAUUCUGGACGUGGAUGAACCACUUUGUGAUUUGGGGCUCCCUUGCUUUCUAUGUGUUUUUCUCAUUCUUUUGGGGAGGAGUCAUUUGGCCUUUCUUGAAGCAGCAAAGAAUGUAUUUUGUAUUUGCUCAUAUGCUGACUUCUGUUUCCACAUGGCUGGCAAUAAUUCUCCUGAUUUUUAUCAGCCUUUUCCCAGAAAUUCUUCUAAUAGUUUUAAAAAAUAUAAAAGAGAAAAAUCAUCAGGCUGGCCCCUUCGAUCUGCCCGUGUUAGUGUCAUACAAACGUAUAGAGAAUGGUUAUGUGAAGGCUGAAGAUGCUGUCACUAAUUUGGCAGAAAGAUAUCCUCUCAGGAUACCUUAAAGUGCUCCACCCCAACACUGCAGAUUGUCAUGCUGUAGGAGAGCCGUGGUUUUACCCUGGCAGUGACCUUUGAUGUACCAAGACCUGUGAGCAGCCGGGGCACUGGCCCCACGGUACCCGUUAGUCUUUGGUCUCAUGGCUUCCCUGCCCUCCCAGAAAAACCAAUUCUGCCAAAUCCUGCAUCGCUGGAGGCUGAGAAAGCAUCUUUAGGCAUUCACCCCAAGCAGCAUGGAUUGAAGUGCAGGAGUGCAGUGCCAGCCCCAUUUCACACGGGGGCUUCCUCUGCCCGCUGCAGAUCUGUCUGAGAGCUGCUCAAAGCUCUUGCUCUGCCUGACCAAAGAAGUAGCACAGACUUCAACCCAGAAACAUUCCCCUCCAGCCCCUGAAGGCACUGGCAGGAGGCUGCUCCCCUCACACAGAAGGUGAUGCAGCCCUGCAGCCCGUCCCAGCCGUGCUUCCCAGGUGCACACGGCAGGAUCAGCCGAAAAUUUGGGAGAAAUCUUCGCUGUUCCCUCCUCCAGGUGGAGCUGGAAGCCAUCUGUGCUCUGUCCACAGCAGCUGUCCGUGUGAAGAGCUGCAGUGCUGGGAAGUGCCAGAGCAUCCUCCCACAGCCGCUUUGCUGCUGGGUUAAUUCCUGCUGGAGGGUGAAGAAGAGGUUUUGUGGCUGUCUGUGAUGGAAGGGAGCUUUCAUGGGGGAGAAAGGAAUCCCACAAGUUGUGCUGUGGCAGACUCUGAGCCCCAGUGGCCAGGCUCCCGUGGCUGUGCUUACAUUACUGCACUGUGCAGUUGCUCCAACACUUUGAAGGCCUGAGGGACAGUGUAGUCCUUGCUGAUCCCAGGGACACGGGCUGUGCCUGUGAACCUGCAGGUGUACAAAACUGCAUCUUGAAUUAUUUGCACUAAGAAAAAAAGAAGACAGUUUAAAAUUGAAUACAUGAACCUGAUUUCAUUUUACAUUUUAUUUGUUUUUAAAUUGGCAUGUUCUUUUUAAAUCUACCUGUACCAUGGUUGUAGGAACUUUCCUCUUUAGGUUCUGCACAGCAAAGGUGAGAUGCCUGACUCUCAAUAUUUUUUUUUUUUUCUCUGAUACUUUGUACGUGGAAAGAUCAGCUUUUUCUGUUGUGUUAAGUCAUGAGCAGUGACAGAGCAGCCUGUGUGCCACAGGUUGGUGUGACAGCCCCUCCCUCGUGCUGCUGUCCCCCAGAGCAGCUCUGAGAGAAGCUUCGAGGCUCAUUUCAGGAGCAGCGAGCUCUGCGCCUGUGGCUCGCGCUCGCUCGGGCUUUGUCACGCACGUACAGCAGAACAGUUUGGGACUGGACUGAACAUUCCCCCAGCCAGUUUUGUCGAGCUGCAGGUUGUUAAUUUUUGUAAGAAUGCAGUCCUGCUCUCUGGCUGCCAUCCCUGCGGUUCGGAGCGGUGCGGAUCAGCUGCCGGCGAAUCCUCCGGUGCACGGUGGGCUUUGGCCGGGCCUCGGCUGAGUGGAGAGGGGAGUGCUCGGUGCCAGCAGGGAGGGGACAGAUGGACAGGACACUGGACCAUCCACUCUGCACUGGCCACACGUGGUGUCUGUGCCGUGGCAGCGAGCACUCCUCGCAUGCGAGUCGGGAGCUGCACUGCCAGCAUGUGUCCCCUGGGCAAAGCUUUGUUCCCUCCUUCCCUUUCUCUGUUUUCCCAGCUCAUUUCACAGACCUAGCGUUCAACUUGCAGACCUUGUCCUGUUCUCAAUUUGCUGAAAUGUGGUGCCUACAGAUCAAGUAUACGACAAAUACGAUGAAGAUAUGCUCUAUAUGCCAAAUCUAACCAUUCUCCUUAAAUAUACAGUUGCUGACUUGUGUUUACAUAACCUUUCAAAAAUGGGCGCUAAAAUGCCUAAUUCCUGUGAUUCAAAACCAUUCCAAGCCCAAAUGGUCCCAAGCCUGAUGCCUUGCUUCUCAGUUUGUUUUGUGUCAUGCUCUACUCCAAGGGUCAAAGUCUGUUCCUCUGGAAUUCCAUUGUGGGAACAGUGAAGCUCAGCGUGUGUGUGAACUGUCCAAAUAGUCACAUAAACGGGAUAAUUUCUGCUGCCUGUCUCAGGACAGAGCCUUCUGAGAACCAAAUCUUUCUCUUGGCAUUUCCAAGUGUCCUGUCUCCAGCUGGAAGAAGCCACUGCAGUAGCUGUAUGUUCAAACCCAAGGUGUGUUUGCUGACAGGUGGGGUGGAAUUCACAUGGAGUGUCUUGUAAUAGCAGCUUAUUUUGGGGAAAAUGCAGUUUUCCUUGGGCUUGGAUCUUCAGCCAGUGCACUGGUGCAGUGCUGGGUGCCAGGACAGCCCGGCUGCCCUGGUCCUGCAGAGGACAAAAACAAAAUUCCUAUUGCUGUGGGUGACUUGGGGAAUCAGGGGAUGCCCUCUGAGGUCAGAGAGGGGAAGCAGAAGUGGUGGUAGGGGCUGUAAGGUGUGAGGCAGCAGGGUUGGAGAGGCAGGAGUGGGACAGGAGGCUGUGGUGGGUGCUCGUGUUCCCUGAGCACGCUCCCGGUGCUCAGUGAAAGGUCAGUAAAGGCUUCUCGGUGGAGAAACUUGAAGGAAAAAAGGCUGGGGUUUGCUCAUAAUAAUUUGUUGAAGUUUUAUCACUGACUAGUGACACUGAAAGAUAAGGAAAGUAAUUAAGAUUCCCUCUAAAACUCUCAUGUGAUAACAGUGGAGCUUGGUGUAGUCGUAGCGACUUCUCAAAAACUAAUCCUAAUUGUUAUGAGAAUAUUAUAAAUGACUUGGAAUUGCAUAAAAGCUUCAAAUUGAAUUUGUAUACACACAGUUGAGAAACUUUCCUAAUACUGCACCAUUUAUCCAGUUUCCCAGCUACAAAUUUUUUUAAAAAACCAUGUAGUGUAUAGAAAAUGUAAAUUAUAUACAGGCAACGAGCAGAUACAUUUUCAGCUUCUUGCAAAGAAAAAGGACUGCAACCUUACAUUUUUUCACUUAAAUGCAAUUUUAUACAUUUAUGUUGCUUUAUAUCAAGGAAAUUGAAUGUGAAUGUUACCUUUUAUGAAUGCAACUUGCUCUUUUUUCAUUACAGAAACUUUUGUUUGAAGUAAUCAAUAAACUUUGGUAUGUUGUUCUGAUU
Pseudopodoces humilis (Tibetan ground-tit) is the source of this 6589-nucleotide messenger RNA. It is a transcript of the gene ATP11C, whose product is annotated as ATPase phospholipid transporting 11C (ATP11C blood group). Gene Ontology annotation, molecular function: magnesium ion binding; ATP binding; ATPase-coupled intramembrane lipid carrier activity. The record is from RefSeq and is a predicted model, not a curated record. Gene Ontology annotation, biological process: phospholipid translocation. NCBI's taxonomy places the organism in Eukaryota, Metazoa, Chordata, Aves, Passeriformes, Paridae. Gene Ontology annotation, cellular component: plasma membrane; endoplasmic reticulum; recycling endosome.